AAUAUGGAUCCGAUAUGAACAGUAGGCAUUUGCAGCAUUUUCAUACAAAUCAACCCAUAGAUACCAAUUUGGACGAUGUUGGUAUGCAGCAGGCCAAUCAUAGUUUACCAACUACUAUUUGAGGCUUCUGGUUAAAAAAUCUACCGUUUCCGUCCAAACCAAUUAGUGACUGUUGAAAUAAAUUAUAGUUGCAUGUCGCGGCAUCCGUAUUCGUUCCGGAGUUUUUAUUUUUACACAAUUUUUAUUUCGAAUAUAUACGCAAUAACCGAGAAAAAAGGAAGAAAGAAGCUGAGUCAAGUUUAGUCGGAAUGCAUUCGGGUUCCGUGCCUGAUACCGUACAGGUUGCGGUUCGCAUCAGGCCUCUGUCAACGCAGGAGUUGGCCGGGGGCCACCACAACGUGAUCAUUCAACCAAAUCCGGCAGAACCAAAGCUGAUUGCGCGCGGUGCAGAAGAGUUUACCUUUACCGAAGUUUACGGUCCGACAGUGUCACAGGCGGAAGUGUACGAUCGAUCAGUACGGGGUGUAGUGCUUAAACUGCUCCAAGGUUUUAACGUGUCCAUACUGGCGUACGGGCAAACGGGUUCGGGUAAAACGUACACCAUCGGAACAUCGUUCGAUGGCCGUAUAACAAACCAGACUGGCAUAUUGCCCCGUGCCCUGCUGGAUAUCUUCGAUGCGGUGAAUGCACCUCCGGAUGGUGACGGUCCAAGUGCAAGUUAUCGCGUAUUUUGUUCCUUUAUGGAGCUCUAUCAAGAGCACGUGUAUGAUCUACUGUCGCAUCGGAACCGAUACGAACGACUGUUGUGCAUUAGGGAAGAUGCCGAGGGUGUGAUCGUACCCGGCCUAACCGAACUAGCUGUCUCGAGUGCGGAGGAAACGUUUCGGUGGCUAAUGCACGGAGCCAACAGUCGAGCGACGGCACCUACCCGUAUGAACAAGGAAUCGAACCGAAGUCACACCAUCUUUACGAUUAUCAUCCGUUCACGGCAAAAAACAAACGUAACGAACGCUGAACACGUUGCGAUCUCGAAGCUACAUUUUGUCGAUCUUGCUGGAUCGGAACGGGCAAAGAAAUCACGUGCGAGCGGUGAUCGGUUGCGGGAAAGUAUCCAAAUUAACAAAGGCUUACUGGCACUCGGGAACGUCAUUUCCGCGUUGGCAUCUUCGAGUGGAACGUCUCCGACAAAGUCGGCUCGUGCAACGUUUGUAUCGUACCGUGAUUCGAAGCUGACACGUCUAUUACAGAACUCACUCGGUGGAAAUUCGAUCACACUCAUGCUGGCCUGUAUUUCACCGGCGGAUUACAACAUCGAGGAAACGAUCAGCACUUUGCGGUAUGCAGAGCGAGCAUUAUCCAUACGGAACAAACCGGCCAGAACACCACCGGCAGCGAUGAGCCAAUCGGGCAGUAUGGCCGAGGUAGAACGACUGUCAAAAACGGUCUCUGAGCUACGUACCGAAAAUGACCAACUAAGGCGCCGCAUUGCUGCCGAACUGAAGCCAGCGAUUGAGGCUGGGUUGGCUGGUGGCAAAAAUGGUAGACAUCUUGCCACCCAGAACCGAUUACUGCACGGGCAGCUACAAUCAUCGAUCGAAGAAUCGACCCGUAACGAACUUCGAGCGUCGAUCGCUGAGAAUGCGCUCGGUAGACUGGAACCGCUGGUGUUACAAGAGUUGCGCGCGGAGUAUGCUGAUGUUACGGCUACAGCCCUACUGUCCGGCGAUGAGCUGCGGAUUAAAUGUGAAGAAAUACUUUUACGAUAUCGUACCGAGUACGAAGCGCUCCGGCAGCGACCAACGGCACAACACAGAAGCACCUUAGAUUAGUAGCUCGUGUCUUAGCACUAUGUGUAAAAUGGCCGCAGAAAGUUUUAACCGCCAACUCGCGCUUUCUUAUCUCGUUUAUUAAAAAAAAAUGGCAUUUCCUUUUCUUUCUUCUCUGUACUCACUUGAAUACGGCUUUAUUAGUUUCUUUUGCUUCUGUUUCCCGCUCGCUGGCUGGUUGUUACCUUCGCUACAAACAAUUUGAAAAUACGUACAGUUCACUCACUCAUUGCGCCUAUUGAAAUAAACCGCUGUUGUAGUAUUAAUUCUACCAUUUCGUAAGCUGAAUGGGCAACGGAAAGGAAAAUAAGUAUACAAAUGAAAUGCGUUUGACUACUGCAAACAUUACCGCUACUAGUUGUUACUGUUACCCAGCAAUGUACAGCAGCGUAUGCACUAAUUUAAAUGGCCUCUGUUUGGCCAUUAACACUCACGCUAAUUAUUGCUCGUGUGUCACACGAGUGCACUAUACUCUUCGCCAUUUGUUACGUUUCACUGACUAGACGUGUUAACUUACGAUUUGUUGAGUUGAGUUUUGUUUCUCCUUUUGCACGUUUUAUGCAUUAGUUCCGUUUCUAAAUCUUUCCCUUUGUUUGCGUUUG
Messenger RNA from Anopheles funestus (African malaria mosquito), 2428 nucleotides. Its product is annotated as chromosome-associated kinesin KIF4-like. The record is from RefSeq and is a predicted model, not a curated record. Gene Ontology annotation, biological process: microtubule-based movement; mitotic spindle organization. NCBI's taxonomy places the organism in Eukaryota, Metazoa, Arthropoda, Insecta, Diptera, Culicidae. The transcript has a single exon. Bases 309 to 1829 code for a protein of 506 amino acids. Gene Ontology annotation, molecular function: microtubule motor activity; microtubule binding; ATP binding.